This is a messenger RNA of Sceloporus undulatus (fence lizard), 6040 nucleotides long. RefSeq names its product astrotactin 2 (gene ASTN2). Bases 753 to 4850 code for a protein of 1365 amino acids. The record is from RefSeq and is a predicted model, not a curated record. The transcript is spliced from 23 exons. NCBI's taxonomy places the organism in Eukaryota, Metazoa, Chordata, Lepidosauria, Squamata, Phrynosomatidae. Gene Ontology annotation, biological process: neuron cell-cell adhesion; neuron migration.
GCCAGAAGCUGCUCGGAGAACAGAAGCCGUGCCUUGGCUGGCUGCAGCUGCAGCGGGGUCCCGGUCUACCUAGCGGCUCCUCUGAUGCCACCGAGCUCCUUGGAGCAGCUGGGCUUGGCUCUGCCUCCGGAGGGCAGCGAGGAGACCCAGCUCCGCCAGCCUGGAUCUGCUCUCUCUCCAGGGAUCGGGGGUGGUCUCCCAGGGGUUCCCUCCCUCCCUCAUUCCCUGCUAGGCAGCCUCCCCACCGGUCUCCCUCCCUAAGGGCUGCAGCCUGAAGAAGGGGGGGGGUGUCUUUAGAGACUCCCUUUCCCUGGGGCUUUUAGUCUCCUAGCUGGGCUUGCCUCAUCGCAAAGGGGGAACCCCAUUGCACUCUCCCUCCUGCCACGGGGCCCCGAUCUACCUUCACCUGCAUAGAGCCCCAUUGCACCUCCUUUCUUCGAGGUCUUGAAUAUUCAUCUCCCCUUCCUCUGGAGCCCUAGUCUACUAGACUUGGGCCCAGGGGUCUGGAGCUCUCUUCCUCGACUGCCCAGGGCUCCCCCCAUUGCAAAGGGGGUGUCUCGCAUUGCCCCCUCGGGGUCUGGAGCCCUCUUCCUCGACUGCCAAGGGGCCCCGGGUCCCUCCUUUCUCUGGGAUCUUUAGGGUCUCCCUUCCCAUUACAGAAGGGUCCUGAAGUCUCUUCCUCUAGGCUGCCCAGGGGCCCCGAUCCCCCUUGCAAAGAGGGAGUCCCACCUGCCUCCCUGCUUUGCUCCAGGAUGUCUUCCUCCCUGUCUCCGCUUCUGCACCGCCGCCGCCGCCGCUUCCUCCUCUUCCUCCCUUCUUCCCCAUCCUCCUCUUCCUCCUCCUCUCCAUCCCUGCCCUCCUCCUCCUCCUCUUCCCUAUUGCCUCUGCUCCUGCUCUUGGCCAGUGGACCGGGCCCCUCCGCAGCCUCACCGGGAGCCAGCAGCAGCAGCAGCCAUCCGGGCAAAGGAGGAGGCGGCGGAGGCCGGGGCGGCAGAGGCGGCGGCAGCGGAGGCCCUCCUUGCCGGGAGAAGACGGUCACCGUCUCCACGCUGCCGGUGCUCCGCGAGAGCAGCCACGCCGCCUGGAGCAGCGCCCCGGGAGCCCCUUCGCCGGCUGCUGCUUCAGCAUCAGCAGCAUCAGCAUCCUCCUCCUCCUCUUCUUCUGCUCAGCUCUCUCCCGGGUUCGACUCGCGCCUGCUCCUCUUCGUCCGCAGCGAGGUCCCCGGCCGCGUCGCCGUCCAGGACGACCUGGACAACACCGAGCUCCCCUUCUUCACCCUCGAGAUGUCAGGGACAGUCUCGGACAUUUCCUUGGUGCACUGGAAGCAGCAGUGGCUGGAAAACGGCACCUUAUAUUUCCACGUUUCCAUGAGCAGUGCCGAACAGCUGUCUCGAGCCACGCCGCCGACCCUGCAGGAACCAUCUGAGAUCGUCGAGGAGCAGAUGCACAUCCUUCACAUCUCUGUCAUGGGUGGCUUGAUCGCUUUGCUGUUGCUGCUGCUGGUCUUCACGGUAGCCUUGUAUGCCCAGCGCCGUUGGUACAAACAACGCCGGAUCCCGCAGAAGAGUGCCAGCACAGAAGCCACCCACGAGAUCCAUUACAUCCCUUCGGUUCUGCUGGGCUCUCAAGGGCGGGAGAGCUUCCGAAGUUCACGCUUACAGGCCCACACCUCCGUCAUCGGCAUGCCCAUCCGCGAGACCCCCAUCUUGGACGACUACGACUACGAGGAGGAUGAAAACCCCCUGCGCCCUGAGCUCAGGUACCAGGAGGAUGACUUCAGUGCCCAAAUGACCCGACCGUUGGACAGCUUGGGCAGGACCGGGGAGAAGCCCGACUAUGAAAAGAAAGCUGCAGAAAUGACCCAAGAAACAGUGGAGUCCCUGAUGCAGAAGUUCAAGGAGAGUUUUCGGACCAAUACGCCCAUCGAGAUCGGCCAGUUGCAGCCAGCCUUACGCAGUUCCUCUGUUGGGCGACGAAAACGGAGGAACCGACCCCGAGGUGGGAUUGGGUUUGGCCGUGCCAAGGGCAAUUCUGGCUCUGAAGCGGACGAUGAGACUCAACUGACCUUCUACACUGAGCAGUACAGGAGUCGCCGGCGUAGCAAAGGUUCGCUGAAGAGCCCCGUGAACAAGACAGCCCUGACAUUAAUCGCUGUGAGUUCUUGCAUCCUGGCCAUGGUGUGUGGCACUCAGUUGUCGUGCCCAUUGACAGUGAAGGUGACGCUCCAUGUUCCCGAACACUUUAUCGCCGACGGGAGCAGUUUUGUCGUGAGUGAGGGGAGCUAUCUGGAUAUCUCCGACUGGCUAAACCCAGCCAAGCUCUCCCUCUAUUACCAAAUCAAUGCCACGUCUCCUUGGGUGAGGGAUCUCUGUGGACAGAGGACUACAGACGCGUGCGAGCAACUGUGCGACCAAGAAACUGGCGAGUGCAGUUGUCACGAAGGCUAUGCCCCUGAUCCUGUUCACCGACACUUGUGUGUACGCAACGACUGGGGACACAGCGAAGGACCUUGGCCGUAUACAACCCUUGAAAGAGGCUACGACUUGGUUACCGGAGAACAAGCCCCUGAAAAAAUACUUAGGUCCACCUACAGCCUUGGCCAGGGCCUCUGGCUUCCUGUCAGCAAGAGCUUUGUGGUGCCGCCGGUGGAGCUUUCCAUCAACCCUUUGGCCAGCUGCAAGACGGAUGUCCUUGUGACCGAAGACCCAGCCGAUGUCAGGGAAGAAGCAAUGCUGUCUACCUAUUUCGAAACCAUCAAUGACCUGCUGUCUUCCUUUGGGCCGGUCCGAGACUGCUCCCGCAACAACGGCGGAUGCACCCGCAACUUCAAGUGUGUGUCGGAUCGCAAAGUGGACUCCACCGGCUGCGUGUGCCCUGAGGAACUGAGACCCAUGAAGGAUGGCACCGGCUGCUAUGACUACUCCAAAGGGAUUGACUGCUCUGAUGGCUUCAACGGCGGUUGCGAACAGUUGUGCCUCCAGCAAAGCCUCCCUCUACCUUCAGAACCUCUGUCCAGCACCAUCCAUAUGUUCUGCGGCUGCGUGGAGGAAUACAAGCUGGCGCCCGACGGCAAAUCCUGCCUCAUGCUGUCAGAUGUCUGCGAAGGGUCCAAGUGCCUCAAGCCGGACGCAAAAUUCAACGACACCCUUUUUGGAGAGAUGUUGCAUGGCUACAACAACCGGACGCUCCACGUCAACCAAGGGCAAGUCUUCCAGAUGACGUUCAGAGAGAACAACUUCAUCAAGGACUUUCCUCAACUGGCUGAUUUGUUGAUGGUCAUCCCUUUGCCAGUCGAAGAGCAAUGUCGUGGGGUGCUCUCUGAGCCGCUACCUAACCUCCAACUGCUCACAGGCGACAUCCGGUACGACGAAGCCAUGGGCUACCCGAUGCUGCAGCACUGGAGGGUUCGGAGCAACCUGUACCGAGUCAAGCUCAGCACUAUCGCCCUCUCAGCAGGCUUUGCAAAUGUCCUGAAGAUCCUGAACAAGGACAGCAGCCGAGAAGAGCUGCUCUACUUCAUCCAACAGUACGGUUCCCACUACAUCGCUGAGGCCCUCUACGGAUCCGAAUUCAGCUGUACGAUCCGUUUCCCCAGCAAGAAAGUUCAGCAGCAACUUUGGCUCCAGUAUCAGAAAGAAACGACCGAACUCGGCACCAAGAAGGAGCUGAAGUCCAUGCCGUUCAUCACUUACCUCUCAGGCCUCCUGACGGCUCAGAUGCUCUCCGAUGACCAGCUGAUCUCAGGCGUAGAGAUCCGCUGCGAAGAAAAAGGACGGUGCCCUUCGACGUGCCACCUGUGCCGCCGUCCGGGCAAAGAGCAGCUCAGCCCGACCCCAGUGCUCUUGGAAAUCAACCGCGUGGUCCCCUUGUACACCUUGAUUCAAGACAACGAGACCCGGGAGGCUUUCAAGGGGGCCCUCAUGAGCUCAUAUUGGUGUUCGGGGAAAGGAGACGUGAUUGAGGACUGGUGCCGAUGCGACCUAAAUGCCUUUGAUGAGAAUGGGCUUCCCAGUUGCAGUCCUCUGCCUCAACCUGUGUUGCGACUCUCCCCCAACGUUGAACCUUCUAGCACCGUUGUCUCCUUGGAGUGGCAAGAUGUCCAGCCAGCCAUUGGAACAAAAGUCUCCGACUACGUCCUUCAUCAUAAGAAGGUGGAUGAAUACACGGACACUGAUCUCUACACAGGGGAAUCCUUGAGCUUUGCGGACGAUUUACUCUCUGGCCUCGGAACCACCUGCGUUGCCGCCGGAAGGAGCCACGGCGAUGCUCCGGACACCAGCCUCUACUCGGUCAUUUUCAAGUGUUUGGAGCCGGACGGAUUGUACAAAUUCACACUGUAUGCCGUGGACACGCGUGGAAGGCACUCGGAGCUGAGCACGGUCACCCUGAGGACAGCCUGCCCAUUGGUGGAUGACAGCAAAGCGGAGGAGAUAGCAGAUAAGAUUUACAACUUGUACAAUGGCUACACCAGCGGGAAGGAGCAACAGACAGCCUACAACACCCUGAUGGAGGUCUCAGCUUCCAUGCUUUUCCGUGUCCAGCACCACUACAACUCCCACUAUGAGAAGUUUGGGGACUUUGUCUGGCGUAGCGAGGAUGAACUUGGGCCCAGGAAAGCGCACCUCAUCCUGAGGCGGCUAGAGAAGGUCAGCGGCCACUGCUCCACCUUGCUCCGCAGCCCCUACAUCCAGAGUCACACCGACACCAUGCCUUACCUGUUCUGCCGUAGCGAAGAGGUCAGGCCACCCGGCAUGGUCUGGUACAGUAUCCUAAAGGACACGAAAAUCACAUGUGAGGAGAAAAUGGUCUCCAUGCUGCGCAACAUGUAUGGCGAGUCCAAGGGGCGAUGAGAGAAGUCGCCAUCUGAAGGAUGUGACAGGCCAGAUGGGGGCACAUGAGACUCUGCAGCGUCAUGGACAAGUGGCCAUCUUGCAAUUUGAGGGACAGGAGAACCAUCGAGACCGCGGAGGAUUCGAAACAACCACGGGACAGCAGCAAAUUGAGAGAUCAGCAAGUUUGGGUUUUGUUUAUUUCCUUUUUUAAAGAAAAAAAUAUUAAUUAUUAUAUUAUUAUUUAAGAAGGAAGGACGUAAGUUUGCUCAGUUUUUAAGAAAGAGACUGUCUCUCCUUUCCGACCUCUUUUCUUACUCAAUCCCUAGGCUAUGUGCCCAAAAGUCAAGAGGAAGAGGCAGAAGCAAGGAAAAUGGACAGUUGGGGACUCUAUAACAGUGGGUUCCAUCACUCCAGUCCUACUCAGAGUAGACCUACUGACCCUUGCCUGGGAGGACUAUCUCAGGUGGUGUGACUGUGGUAAGGAAGGAGCCAGAAAAAGAUCUACAACUUGUAAGAGGCACCAUCUUGGGAGAAGAUACCAAGUGGUUUAAACACCGGUUCACAAAGUGUGAGGACUUUGCUAGUAGGCAACAAAGAGAGGCUCCAAGGCACAGGUUCCUCAAAGUUUACAGAGGUGCUGCUUGUAGGGGGUCCUGGCAGGUUCUUUUGUGCAUUAAAACAUAUUUACUUCCACCUUCACUUGAUGCUUAGCAUUUCGUCUGGUUGGAGAUGACUUGAAGGCACACAACAACAAGGGUGUGUAUGUGUGUAUAUAUGUAUGUACGUAUGUGUAUACAUGCUGUGGGCACUCCACGUUCACCAAGGUUAGUGUUACAGGAGCACCAUGAAAGUAUUUCUUUUAUCUCUUUAGGAAUCUCUAGGUUCUCCAAUGCGACCCUAUGGAUCACGUUGGAGGACUUAUACACGCCUAAGGAACUUUUUAAACUAGGAAUUGCUAGUUCCUCCAGUGCUACUCUAUGGCCAACCUCUGGCAAAGUAAUGCUGGAGGAACCCAGAGAUUCCUAGAGAGAACGCAUUAAUCAAAUCUGCGGAUAAUCAAAUCCGCAAAACUCAAAGCCACAAAUAUGGAGGACCAACUGUAUAAACAAGCCACUUGAGAAAGGCAAAAAGCAUCUGAAGCUUCCUGGAAAGCGAUCAGAAUAAUUGGGAGCUUUAUUAAAAUACAAAAAAAUAGAGAAACAUGUUCA